AUGAGAUCUACUAUUCACACACUAUUUGAAUACUCGGUUUUGAACUUCGAACACAAUCUUUGCUUUUUGGGGCAAAACAGUGGUGAAGGCAUACCAGAGAUGUUGUUACUACUUGUCCAAUGGGCUCAGAAGACAAUGACUGAAAAACUUACAUAUAGUAGUGAUAUUCAGUGUACGGUAUUGGAGAUUAAAGUGAUAAAAGACCUUGGAACAACCAUUUAUGUGGUUUUGGUUAAUGGUGUGCUUCAUGAAGGAGAUGAAAUUGUUGUUUGUGGCUUUCAGGAACUCCGAGUAAAGGGAGCUUACAUUCAUCAUAAAGAAAUCAAAGUUGCACAAGGGAUCAAAAAAACUGCUCAGGUGAUGCUAGUUUGCAAAUUGUUUCUUCAAUUAGAUAGCUGA
This is a messenger RNA of Lactuca saligna, 399 nucleotides long. The record is from the annotation of a GenBank genome assembly. NCBI's taxonomy places the organism in Eukaryota, Viridiplantae, Streptophyta, Magnoliopsida, Asterales, Asteraceae.